GUGCUGCUGUGUCUGUGCUGGACAGGCUGGAACUCCAGUCUGAACCUGAGCUGAAGGGACUGAGACGUGUGGAGGAGUCCACGACGGAGCACAGACCCACCUGCAGGCAGUGGAGGAGCCCACACCACAGCAGGGGGAUGCCUGAAGGAGAAUGACCCCCAUGGGGCCUGUGCUGGAGCAGGUUUGCUGCAGGACCUGUGACCCCUGGGAGAGCUAAGCUGGAGCAGUUGCUCCAGGAGGAAAGGCCAGCAGCUCCCAGGGGCUCAGGCUGGCUCGGGCACAGGCACUCCAUGUGCAUCCAUCGGGCUUGGCUUCACUCUGAGGUCAGCAACUGCAACAAGAAACUCUGCAAAACCAGAGCCUUGGGGAUCCUGACCAUCACCUCCAGCCCAGUGCAGAGACACAGCUGUGCCACCCACCCCAGGACAGGAGAACUGCUCCUCACCCUCUCCAGGCCAGCAGCAGGUGUCAACCUGUGGGCUCUGAACAACCCUCAUCUGCUUGGAUUGCCAUGUUUUUAAUUAUUUUAAUUAAACACAGAGAUGUUCCAAGGUGGAGAUCAGGCAGAUAUGGCUGCUGCUGGUGCUGCUGCUGGGAAGCAGAGCCCUGCCUGCUCACUGCCACCUCUCUCCUGCACUGUCACCCUCCCCAAAGCCACAGGACACAACACCAAGAGGGAGCCAACAGCCCACGUGCCAUUUUCCUGUGCCCUGAUGCUCCUGAGCAGCCUCACAGUCAGUCCAAGGUGUUAUUAGUCCUGUCUGUCCCAGGAGUGCCAGACCUGAUCUCUUGCUGCAGCCUGGCUUCUUGGGGAGCAAGGCAAAGGUGCUUGGUCUCUUCAGCUCUGUUGACACAAGGGAAGACUCAGUCCUGGUCAGCACAGGGUGAGGUUCUGGGAACAGCUGCAGUUUGGCUUUGGGAGGUGAAAACACAGAGGGUCUACAGCUGGUUAGACAGGUUUGGGCUAAACCCACCCUGUCUGGCUGCUGAGUGUCAGCUGCCCCAUCCUGGAGGCCAUGAGAGAGACAGGGACUGUAGACUUCAGAAUCCUGAAGGGAAGGAGGGUGAAAAGCAAGAGCACAGCCCUGAACUUUGUGAGAGCAGACUUCAGCCUCUUCAUAGGUCUGUUUGCAAGAGUCCUGUUGGAUCAGGUAGAGAAGUACCCAAAGCCUGCAGGAAAGCAAAUGUCACUCCUGUCCUUAAGAAGAGCAAGAGGGAGGAUCCAGGGAGCUACAGGCUGGUCUGCUUCAUCUCCAUUCCUGGAAUGGGAACAGCUAAUCCUGGAUAUCAUUUCCAGGCACAUGAAGAACAAGAAAAUCAUCACCGUUCGAUUCCCCACGUGGAAAGUCACACCUGGAGUACUGUGUCCAGUGCUGGUCUUCCCAGGAGAAACUGGAGCCAGUCCAGUGGAGAGAGCCAUGGAGUGGGUGCAGGGACUGCAUCGUGUCUCAUCAGAGAGCUGGGACUGUCCAAGCUGGAGAAGGGAAGAUUGGCUGAACUAGGAACGCUGGUGGGGAAGGACAGAGACCGUGGCCGAGCAUCCUCGGGCGAGGCGGCUGCGCUGCUGGAUGGGGCCGGGCAGGACGGAUGA
This is a messenger RNA of Cyanistes caeruleus (blue tit), 1591 nucleotides long. Lineage: Eukaryota; Metazoa; Chordata; Aves; Passeriformes; Paridae. The record is from RefSeq and is a predicted model, not a curated record.